Molecule: messenger RNA, 1545 nt
Organism: Dictyostelium discoideum AX4
Lineage: Eukaryota; Evosea; Eumycetozoa; Dictyosteliales; Dictyosteliaceae
Exons: 3
Coding region: 1-1545 (514 amino acids)
Cellular component (GO): nucleus
Molecular function (GO): protein serine/threonine phosphatase activity; hydrolase activity; phosphatase activity
Source: RefSeq, a predicted model, not a curated record
AUGACAAAAGUUGAAACUCUUGAAUUUCCAAGAAGAAAAAAGGAAUCAAAUGAAAAUUCAACCUUAUCACAACCAGAUGCAGCAGCUGAAUUAAAUAAAGAUGACAAAGAAACUGACCCUUCAACACUUUCAAAAGAAGAAUGUAUUAAAAAAUCUGAUGAAUAUAAAGCAAUUGCAAAUAAACAUUUUAGUGAACAAAAAUAUGAUUUAGCAGCAGAAGUUUAUACAAAAGCAAUUAAAUAUCAUCCAACAGCAAUUUUAUAUUCAAAUAGAUCAUUUUCAAAUUUUAAGAAUGAGUUAUAUGUAAAUGCAUUACAAGAUGCUCAAACCUCUCAUGAAAUGGAUCCAACUUACAUAAAAGCAUAUUAUCGUUUAGGUAGUGCACAUUUAGCAUUAAGAAAUUUUGAAGAAGCAAAACACUUUUUCAAAGAACUCUUAACAAAGAAUCCAAAAGAAAAUGAUGCAAAGAUUAAAUUAAAUCUUUGUAAUAAUUUAAUUAAAGCAAAAUUAUUUGAAGAUGCAAUUUUAAUUACACCUGAAUCAUAUUUUAAAGAAUUAGAUAUUAAUUCAAUGAAUGUUGAAGAAUCAUAUAAAGGACCAAAAUUUGAAAGUGAAAAGAUUACAAUUGAAUUUGUUAAUGAAAUGAUUGAAUGGAUGAAAGGACAAAAGAGUGUACAUAAGAAAUAUGUUUGUAAGAUAUUGAAACAAUCAUUUGAGAUGAUGAAAGAGUUACCAACAUUGGUGGAUAUUGAUCAUGAUACAACAAUGAAUAUAACGAUUUGUGGUGAUACACAUGGUCAAUUCUAUGAUCUUUUGAAUAUAUUUAAGAUUAAUGGAUCACCAUCAGAGGAGAAACCAUACCUUUUCAAUGGCGACUUUGUGGAUAGGGGUAGUUUUAGUUUUGAAAUUAUCAUCACUCUAUUGGCUUAUAAAUUAUUGUACCCAAAUCAUAUGCAUUUGACAAGGGGUAACCAUGAGACAACCGAUAUGAAUCGUUUCUAUGGUUUCCAAGGCGAAGUGGUUGCAAAAUACAGUGAGAUGGUAUUCGAUCUAUUCUCAGAGUUGUUCAAUUGGUUCCCAUUGGCAUUCGUGUUGGAUGAAUCGUUUAUGGUGGUACAUGGUGGUUUGUUUGGUAAGGAUGGUGUCACACUUGACGAUAUUAGAAAGAUUAAACGUAAUGCACCAGAUCCAAAAGAUAAUGAAUUGGUUCAAUGCUUACUUUGGUCUGAUCCUCAAUCAAAUCCUGGUAUUGCUCCUUCUUCAAGAGGUGUAGGUGUUUACUUUGGACCUGAUGUCACCAGACGUUUCCUCAAGGAAAAUAAUCUAUCAACUAUCAUUAGAUCUCAUGAAGUUAAAGAAAAAGGUUAUCAAAUCGAUGAUGAUGGUUCUCUCAUCACUGUUUUCUCUGCUCCAAAUUAUUGUGAUCAAUCUGGUAAUCUUGGCUCAUUUAUAAAUAUAACUGAAGAUAAAAUUAAAAUUACAACUUUUGAAGCUGUUGAACAUCCGAAUAUACCACCAAUGCAUUAUGCCAAAAAAUAUUUCUAA